AGGGGCUGCAGCAUUUGCUGUGCCUGGGGGGAAGUCUCCUGGGUUGUUUUAGGGAGGAAGAAGUGUUUUAGGUUUUUUGGGGGUCUUGUUUUAAUGGUGUGAGCCCUCUGCCAUGAAGCCUUUGCCCCUCCUGGUGCUCCUUGCCCUGGUGCCCUUGGCAUGGGGACCAGCACCCAGGAGGCUGCUGAGCCCCCCCUGUGGGGCUCCUGGUGCUGCCCCAGGGGCAUGUGGAUCCUGCCCGGAGCAUCAGGAUGCAAAGCCAGGGGCAGAGUUUCCGUGGGUAAUGGCAUACGCAUCCAUGAGAAGCUGCCACAGGGUCCUGAGGGAUGCCCACGGGGAGUUUUCUCCUCCCGCAUACUGCAGCGAUUCUCCGGUCAACUUCUGGUGUAACUGGACCAUCUGGGCAGGCUCCAGGAAGCAUAUCGUCAUUUACAUCCAGGGCUUUACCACUAAGGAAGGUUGUAACAAGAACGAGGACAAGAUCCUCUUCGAAGGGGUGUCCUCGCUGGUGGAGAACAGCGUGGUUUAUGCCUGCUGGAAGAAGGAGACGCACGUUUUUGCCACCUUUGCUCAGGCUGUCCGUGUGGUGCUGCUGAAGAGGUACGUGCCGAACCGCAGGGACGCACGGUUCAAAGGGAAAUAUUUCACCUUCCAGGAUGAGAAAAGCAGAUCUCCCUCCAGCAGUGCUUCAAUUCCCAGAACUCUAUCUCCAGAGCUUCCCAAACCAGGAGGUGUUUUUGAGCCUGGACAGGCUGAAGGCCCCAGGGACGUGCUGGGCUUGGCGAGCACGGACAGCACCGAGAGCUCUGGUGUGACUGCGGUGCUGCACGACGUGUCCCCGUGGGGAAGAGGCCCUGUAGGAAACCCUGAUGGGCUCAGAGGCACAGAGAUCCCACUCCUGGAAGCAAAACCUGCUCACGUGCCGGGGCCUGAGCCACCAGCAGGCCCGAGGCCCUGCGAGGAGGAUCAGUGUGGGAGCCCUGCCACGAGUGGAGAUGUCAGAUUUUCAAGUGUGCCUUUGGAAACUCCUCUGCUCAGAGCCUUGCAGGGAGCAGAGCCUUUUCUGCAGCCCACAGAUGUGGGUCAGGAAGGUGAUCUGUCCGUCCUGCAGCCUACCCUGAGGCUGGGAGAUGUGGGCAGCCCCCAGCCCACCAUUAAACCAACACACGCCGCUCACCUGAACGUAGCUGCUCGCUCACGGGCUCUGUCCCCUGGCAGAAGGGAAAGCCAAGGCCCUGUUGGUACCACCACGUACCAGGGGCUGGGUGCAGCUGGUUUGGAGGAGAACAAGAGCCAGGAGGAGGACAAAAGCCAUGGAACAGCGAGGGGUGGUGCUGGUGGCCUGGUGCCAAGUACCCCAUAUGAUCCUGUGAGGAGGGACAGCUCGCAGCUGCCACCUGAGAGAAGCCAAAGCAAUUUUGAGGGUUUGUCCACAACUCAACCCCACCUGGGAAAGGCCAGCCUCCAGCAUGCGAAGCUGAUGGGUAUUUCUCCCCUGGAAAUAAGGAAAUUCCCCACACCGGCCCUCUCCCACCCUGACCACGUCCCUGCGGGCUUAGGAUCUGGCAAUUUCUCCCCCAGGGAUCCUCUUCCUUCACAAGCAGAGGCUGUUUCCAGGUUGGACUCACCUCCAGCAGCAGCUCUGGGUUUGGGUGCUGUCAGGAGAAGGGCAGGGACCCCACCAGCCAGCCCUGGAGGACAGGAGGAGCUCUCCCCAUCACCACCCCACCACCCAUCAGCAGCCCCCACGCUGGGUGCAGAGGUGUCCCCCGGCCCCCUUGGCCUUGAGAUGAGCAAACGGGUGCUGGAAGAGGGUGGCCAGCGAGAAGAAACCCCAUCUCCUGCAGGAUUUCCAGCCAGAGGUCCCUCUGUGUCCUCCAUCCCCAGGCUGAGGUCUGUCACAGGCCUUCCUUGUCCCCAGCACCAGGGAAGACCAAAACACCACAGCAGCAUCCAGUGA
Messenger RNA from Anas platyrhynchos (mallard), 1960 nucleotides. The record is from RefSeq and is a predicted model, not a curated record. NCBI's taxonomy places the organism in Eukaryota, Metazoa, Chordata, Aves, Anseriformes, Anatidae.